Messenger RNA from Myodes glareolus (Bank vole), 1941 nucleotides. RefSeq names its product SPEM family member 2 (gene Spem2). NCBI's taxonomy places the organism in Eukaryota, Metazoa, Chordata, Mammalia, Rodentia, Cricetidae. The record is from RefSeq and is a predicted model, not a curated record.
GGUGGGGGGGGGUGGCCCAGGUGGCCUUUGGACCCCCCCACCAUGGAAAACCAGCUGUGGCAGGGCAGGUUGGGGUGCUGCAAUCAAUACCAAGAAAGCUCCGAGGAUGCUGAGGAUAUCCUAUUCCUGCUGCUGGGUCUCAUCAUUCUUGUCAACAUCAGCAUCAACGUGACAACUGUGGUGUGGCAUGGGCUCCAGAAUGCCUUAGACAAGAUAAUCUGUUGGAUGUGUCAGAGAACAGAUGAAGUCCAGGCUACCGAAUGUCCCCCCACAGAAGGCCCAGCCAAAGUCCAGGACGUUCACAUCCAUUGUAUCCUGGACCCUGUACAAGUGAAGAUGGCACAACCCACACACUGCUCCUCUUCCUCCUACCACUAUCUCCGUCAGCGCUAUAGCAGCAGGCGCCGCCGCAGGCGCUGCCGCAGCCGUCACCAGCAGGGCAGCCACAACCGCUACCCACAGGGCCGCCACAGUCACCAGCAGAGGUUUCCAAACAACAGGCAGCUCGCCCAUGGCUACCCACCCUUCCGUAAACAACCUCAAAGCCACAAGACGUCACAGCCGAGGCCACUGCCCUUUUUUGACCUGGAAGACCGGGAUUCCUUUCCGGAGGAUGACCAGUCCUGUCCGCAUCCCAAACACCCGCACAGGGGCUGGCGAGGUUUUUAUAAGCCAAUAGGUCGGGCCUCCAAUGUGAGACUGUGGGGCCGCCAGGGUGGAAUCCUCGCCAGCCUCCCGUUACCCUCUCUCUACCUGUCACCAGAGCUGCGCCGCUUGCCCAAGCGGGUAGAAGCCAAGUCAGAACUGAGGCUACAGGCUUUCGGUCCCCGUUACUCACAGUCCCGGAUUUGGGGUAAUGUGGAAGCUGAGCAGUGGGCCUCACCACCACCUGCCCGCCGGCUGCUUCCUAGUCCCUCCUGGGUCACUGUGGGCUACAGCCCUUUCUCUUCAGGGGGCCACAUACCGCCUGAUGCCUGGGAUCAGCGGCGGCGUGGGGUAGAAGGCUCUGAGGCACCACUGACCUUUGCAUGCAGGAACCCCAGGCCAGAGGCCCAGGGGUACCGGGAGCACAACUCCCCACAGGGCCACCGGCAGAACCUCCCUAGCUAUACUCACAGUCAACCCACCUACAACCCACCCCAGUCCGUAGGACACAUGGGUUACAGCUCCAGGGACUCUCAUGAGAUCCGCAAGCGGGCAGCUGACUGGACUGAGGUUUUCCCCUCGAGGCAUCCUCUGACCACUUCCACCUCCCUCACGGUAUUGGGCGAGGCUUCAUACCAAAGGGCUCCAGCUGCCAGCUCGGGAUUGAUGAUCCCUCAGUCCUCCCAGCCCUUGCCUGAAGUCCAGGCUUCCGAUCCAACCCCACCUCCAACCACCUUUGUUCCGCUCAGUCGGAAUCCAGGUGGCAAUGCCAGCUACCAGGUGUAUGACAGCCUGGAGCUGAAGAGGCAGGUGCAGGAAAGCAGAGGACGGGCCAGCUCACUGCCACCACCUUCCACCUCAGCUUCAAGGCCCUCUCUGCACAGAAGUCGGACAGGGAAACUUAGCUGACCGGCAGGUGAAUGUGGGCCGCGGAGCAGGGCAUGGAGAAAGGAAUAAAGAGGAGUCCAGAAGCCCUUGUUUGUGGUUUGGAAAUAGCCCCUCUCUCAUCCGCUGGGGAUUCCUGUUAAGAGAAGCCAGUCUCCCCUUGGCGUGACGCUCCUGUAGCUCAGGGGGCCAUAAUCCUGUCAGUAGCCCCCUCUUGGUCCUGUCUGAAAAGUCUUAAGCUGCAAACUGUGAAGCCCAGGUCUUCAAAACUCCCACUCGGUUUUCGGUCUUCCUCUUCUCAAAAGACACUGACUCAGUUCUGCUCAAGGAACUGGGACUCACGCCGGGCGGUGGUGGUGCACGCCUUUAACCCCAGCACUCAGGAGGCAGAGGCAGGCAGAUCUCUGUGAG